Molecule: messenger RNA, 888 nt
Organism: Raphanus sativus (radish)
Lineage: Eukaryota; Viridiplantae; Streptophyta; Magnoliopsida; Brassicales; Brassicaceae
Product: probable E3 ubiquitin-protein ligase RHG1A
Exons: 4
Coding region: 244-597 (117 amino acids)
Molecular function (GO): ubiquitin-protein transferase activity
Source: RefSeq, a predicted model, not a curated record
UUGAUAAAAUAUAUCCCACAUAAUCUCCACGUUGCCUUGUGAUGAUCUCCAAAGAAUCUACAUCCCUGCAAUUACGGACUAAUAAAGCUUCCAAGUUUUUUGUCCCCCCUGCUUAAUUGAUUUUUCUUUCUUUCUUAGAUCGAUCCAAGAUACAAGAACACAGAUAACAUUGAUCAAUCUUCUUCUGUUACUCUGUUUUUCUCACUUAUCAGUUGACCUAGGUGAAUAACUCAAAUCAGAUUAAUGGGUAUUUUACUUUCCUGUCUUCGCGUUCCGGAGCAAGGUAAUGAGUCUCGAAACGUAUCCAGAAUCCCAGCCUUCAGCCACCCAAUAAUGAAUAACUUUCCCCUCAAGUUCGAGCAACUAUCUCGAAACCUGGAAAGAAGGGAAUUUUCCUCUGUCACCAACAAAGAAGAAGACGUUUGUCCGACAUGUUUCUAUGAGUACACUGAGGAUAAUCCGAAAACAGUUCUACAAUGUGGACAUAUCUUUCACCUCGCCUGCAUCUAUGAAUGGAUGGAGAGAAGUGCAGCUUGUCCCUUUUGUUCCAAGACAAUGCUUUUCUUGGAGGGUGAAAUUACAGAGCAGGUGGAGUAACUAUAAGAGAUCCUCAGAUUCUUGGCGGCUGCAAAAUUUUCAUCGUAAUCAAUUCUUUCUUAAAUUAUGUUGUAACUAAUUUUUUAAUAGAUUUUGGAGGACUUCGACCAGAUUCUUUUGGCUUGUUAUUUGGAAAAAAUUGAUCAGCUAUUUUUAUGUGGUAUUUAAUCAAUUGAUAUGUGAUAAAAUCCAUUUGGGAUAAGGACUGCGUUGAGAAUGUACCUUUAUCUCUCAGUCUACUUCUGUGUAUCUCGUAUUUAAUGGAUUUUUUUUAUAACACUAAUGGAUAUU